This is a messenger RNA of Corylus avellana, 2099 nucleotides long. RefSeq names its product plant U-box 49 (gene PUB49). Gene Ontology annotation, molecular function: peptidyl-prolyl cis-trans isomerase activity; ubiquitin protein ligase activity. Gene Ontology annotation, cellular component: catalytic step 2 spliceosome. Lineage: Eukaryota; Viridiplantae; Streptophyta; Magnoliopsida; Fagales; Betulaceae. Gene Ontology annotation, biological process: protein peptidyl-prolyl isomerization; protein folding; protein polyubiquitination. The record is from RefSeq and is a predicted model, not a curated record.
CAAAAUCAGAACUCGUAAGCCGAAGAAGGAAAUCCCCUUCUCCCUCCCUCUCUCUCUCUCUCUCUCUCGGACUCUCACACGCACAAACACAGAACCUUAGCUCGAGUGUUUCUCUGAGUUGCAGAGAUGGGGAAGAAGCAGCACAGCAAAGACCGGAUGUUCAUAACGAAGACGGAGUGGGCCACCGAAUGGGGCGGCGCCAAAUCCAAAGAAACCCGCACCCCCUUCAAACGCCUCCCCUUCUAUUGCUGCGCGCUUACAUUUACGCCGUUCGAGGACGCGGUGUGCACCGCAGAUGGAAGCGUCUUCAAUGUUCUGCAUAUAAUCCCGUACAUUAGGAAGUAUGGGAAGAACCCUGUAACGGGAGCUCCGCUUAAGCAGGAGGAUCUCAUCCCACUAACCUUCCACAAGAACUCCGAUGGAGAGUAUCAGUGCCCUGUGUUAAACAAAGUUUUUACUGAAUUUACACACAUAGUUGCUGUGAAGACUACAGGAAAUGUGUUCUGUUAUGAGGCAAUUAAAGAAUUGAACAUCAAGACCAAGAACUGGAAGGAGCUCCUCACUGAUGAACCAUUUACUAAAGGAGACCUUAUAACAAUUCAGAAUCCUAAUGCUCUAGACAGCAAGGUUCUCCUGGAUUUCGAUCAUGUUAAAAAUAGUUUGAAAAUUGAUGAUGAAGAACUCAAUAAAAUGGGUUCCGAUCCAACUUAUAAUAUAAAUGUCACGGGGGAUAUCAAGCAGAUGCUGGAGGAGCUUGGAACUGAAAAAGGAAAGCAAACUGCACUGCUUGGGGGAGGUGGCAGCAAGGCACAAAAUGAAAGGGCUGCUGCACUUGCUACAAUUUUAGCUGCCAGGUCACGCAUUAAAGAAGAUUCUGAAUCAAAUUUAAACGGAGAGGUUAGAUCUCAGACUUACAGUAUCGUAGAUGCUGCGUCUGCUUCAGUACAUGGAAGAAGUGCCGCUGCGGCAAAAGCUGCAACAAGUGAUAAAACCGCUGCUAGGAUAGCUAUGCACAUGGCUGGUGAGAGGGCACCUGUGAAUGCAAAGAUGGUAAAGAGUCGUUUUACUACUGGUGCUGCUUCACGGUCCUUCACUUCUACCUCUUUUGAUCCUGUCACUAAAAAUGAAUUUGAAUAUCUCAAAGUUGAGAAAAAUCCAAAGAAGAAAGGAUAUUUACAGUUGCACACAACACAUGGUGAUUUGAACAUUGAGCUGCACUGUGAUAUUACUCCCAGGGCAUGUGAAAACUUCAUCACUCUCUGUGAACGUGGCUAUUAUAAUGGAGUAGCUUUCCAUAGAAACAUCCGGAAUUUUAUGAUUCAAGGUGGUGAUCCUACUGGUACGGGGAAAGGAGGUGAAUCUAUAUGGGGCAAGCCUUUCAAUGAUGAACCGAAUUCCAAGUUGCUUCACACUGGAAGGGGUGUUGUUAGUAUGGCAAACAGUGGUCCCCACACAAAUGGUUCCCAGUUCUUCAUCCUUUACAAGUCUGCAAAUCAUUUAAACUUCAAACACACGGUUUUUGGUGGAGUUGUUGGUGGCUUGACUACCCUGGCAGCAAUGGAAAAGGUUCCAGUUGAUGACGAUGACCGACCUCUGGAGGAGAUUAAGAUAACUAGUAUAACAGUAUUCGUCAAUCCUUACACAGAACCCGACGAAGAAGAAGAGAAAGAGAAGGCCAAAGAUGAGAAGAAUGCUGACGAUGAAGAAAAUGAUAAAAUUGGGUCAUGGUAUAGCCAUCCAGUUACAGGAGGAGCAGAUUCUGGAACUGCCAGAGGUGGUAUUGGAAAGUACUUGAAAGGAAAAAAUGCAGGAGGUGAAUCUGCUGCUGUUGACAGUAGUCUAACAGCGAAUGCUGUAGCAAAGAAAAGGAAAUUAAAAGUCUCAACAAGAGAAUUUGAAGAUUUUUCUAGUUGGCCAGCUUUAUGACAGUAAAAUUGAGGUAGGAAAAGUGAAAGAAGACCGACAGAAAGGGGACAGUAGGCUGCAUUUGAAUUUUUUCAGGCUGUAACAUUGAGAUGCUUUUGAUCCGAAAUUGUUUAUAUUUUUUUCUUUAGAUUGAAACGCAGUUUUUGUUCCAAAAAGUGUGGUCCUCCUCUUUA